Molecule: messenger RNA, 2426 nt
Organism: Culex pipiens pallens (northern house mosquito)
Lineage: Eukaryota; Metazoa; Arthropoda; Insecta; Diptera; Culicidae
Product: CLIP domain-containing serine protease HP8-like
Exons: 3
Coding region: 60-1541 (493 amino acids)
Biological process (GO): proteolysis
Molecular function (GO): serine-type endopeptidase activity
Source: RefSeq, a predicted model, not a curated record
UGAAUGUCGCACGUCGUUUUAAAAUCCCACUGCUUUUCUGCUAGUGCUUGUUAAGCAUUAUGAAGUCUUUAGUGCUGUUUUUUAUCGGAAUCGCCCUUCCACUAUCGACCUGCCAAUUGUAUCAAUAUUACAAGAAACAACCGAGAAAGUGCUACACCUCAAAGGCGACCUGCGUGCCCAUCGAGUUCUGUCCCAAGAUUUUCGAGGCCCUUAAUCGGCACUCGAAAAGCCGGUACCACCAUCGACAGUCGGAACGACCCGUCGAGGUCACGUGCCGCGAGUGCAAGCAGUACGAAGGUCAGCUAAGUGUCUUCUGCGAACCGGGCCAUUCGACCGCCUUGAAGGACUGCGUCAUCGCUGCCUAUCCUAAUGUUACGGGACAGUGCAUUCCCGAGGAGUACUGCCGUCGUCCGGUGGCAAAGAUGCACCGGAAGUGGUCCGGUCAUGGCCAAACUUGCUUCGAGGAAGAUGCGAAAAAUUACUAUUGCUGUCCUCGUGAGUUACACUCCAAAAACUCCAUUCCAGACGGAUCAGUAGCAAAUGUCCAUUCCAGAUGUCGUGACUCGCGCCGACGACUAGGUCGUUGCGUUCCCGUUGGUCAGUGUGGCUUCUUGAACCAGAUCAGAAACAUCAGAACCAAGGAAUCUUUUAUUCGCCAGAACCUAUGCAAAUCAGAUGCCCUGACUGGGCAAGGACGCUCAAUCUGUUGCGCGGAUGCUCCGGCACAUACGAGCAACGGCCAACCGAACUGGAUAGAACACCCGAAAGCGGCCAGACUGGGCUUGCAAACCUGUGGAUCGGUGGCCAUGGAGGAUAACAUUUUCCGGGGUACAAAAGCCGCGAUCGGCCAGUAUCCGUGGAUGGUGAACCUGCUCUACUGGAAAUGGGGACAGUAUCACCUUAAAGGAGCUGGCACGUUGAUCCAUCCCCGGUACGUUCUGACAGCGGCGCAUGCAGUCAUUGGGAAUCUGAAAAAAGUCAGAUUGGGAGAAUAUGAUCUUGCUUCUACCCUCGACUGUGAUGACGGAGUUUGUGCCCAAUCAGCCAUAGACUAUCCAAUUCAUAAAAGAAUGAUCCACGAGCUCUUCCGCAAGACAUCGGACUACGAUAUCGCCCUGUUGGAGUUGUACCGGGAUGUCAAUCUCUUCCCGCAGCAAAUCUACCCAAUCUGUCUGCCUCUGACCAAGAGUCUGCUGAUGUUGCAGCCCCGCCAGAUGACCGUGACCGGUUGGGGUUGGUCGGACCGGAACACCAGCGUGCUUCUAGAGGCCGACAUGCAGGUCGUGGAUCGCGUUAAACGUGACUGCCCGGGUGAACCCACGUUCUGCGCCCGAGGCAAGAACUGGAGUGGCCACUGUCGGGGCGAUUCUGGAGGUCCGUACCAGACAAUUGUACCCAUCGAACCGGCUGGGCCCCGGUACGUGCAGUUUGGAAUUAUCUCGGCCGGAAGUGGACAAUGUACCGGAACGAAAAAGGCACCGGGAGUUGGCGUAUCGGUUGCGUAUCACAUUAGGUGGAUACUGGAUCAUAUGAAUAUUUAGAUAUUUAUAAAAAACUUUUUGAAAGUUAAAAUAUUACUUAAAAAACAUUCAAAACAAUUCUCUGAAGCCUUUUAUUUCAAAACGUCAUUAUGUCAUUUUGCUGUUUUUGCUUAAGGGGUUACAUAUGUGUAAAUCGGCAAAAAUGUCAGAGGUUGGUUUAAACACAAACUUAAACUUUUUUUAAAUCUAUUUUCAGGACAUUCAAAUAAACAUUUUCAACUAUUAACAAAAUAAAUUUGAAGACAUUUGGUUGUAUCAUUGCCGAGAUACAGCUAUAUGAAGUUAGCAUUUUCAAAAAAUGGGUGCCACGAUAUCUCAACACUGCAUUGACCAAAUCGGCUCAAAAUUUUGGUGAAGACUCGUUAAACCGGUCCUGUGUGCAUGACGAAGGCCGAUUUUCAAAAAGUUCAUUUUAAAAAAAGAUAAAAAUAUUUUAAUGUUUUUCAUAUAAAAAAUCGAAAGUUUCCGAUAUUUGUAUUUUUUUUAAUGCAUAAUUUCAAAAUAGGGCUUCGUCAUGCACACGGGAUAUGUCUUGCGAGUCUUCACUUCAAAUUCCAGCCAAUUUGGUCCGUCCCAUCUCGAGAUAUCGUGGCACCCGUAAAUCAACUCUGUGUUCAGAGAAAAACGCUCGCAAAGUUUGACAGUUCGCUUUGCGCAUGGCAAAAUUUUCAGCUUAAAUCGUCUGUAACUUACUUUAAUCAUAAAAUAUCUUUAUGAAACUUUUUUGGAGUGAUUAAAAAUCAUCUUUUAAGUUGAUUUAAUAAAUUUUCUGUAAUAUCAAAGUUUAUGAUUUUUUACAUGUAUGUAACCCCUUAAGUGAUUUUUAAGAAUUUAAUAAACAUAAAAUAAUAAAAUAAAAUAAACAUUGUGUACUUUUUUGUAACA